CAGAGGCGAGGAGGUCCGAGGUGGUGAUAUUUAUGAGAGCACGACGACACGACGACGCACGCACACACACACACACACACACACACACACACACACACACACACACACACACACACACACACACACACACACACACACACACACACACACACACACACACACACGCACGCACACACGCACACGCACGCACACACACAUUCACUUGGACUCUGACUCAGCUUCAGCAGCGCGCUGCUCCUCAUUGGAGGAGGAAUUAGGAAUUAUGUUUGCUUGAUGUGGAAGAAACUGACGCACGUUUUGAACCUGGACAUUAUGAGGAGAUAUCCAGGCUUGUUCGCACUUGGAACAGAGAGGAUGAGGUCUUAGUCAACUUCUGAAGUUUUUUUGUAUCAUCGUUGCACUCUUUUUUUUUUUUUUUUAGUUCAAAGCGUCUCUUUUUGUCAAACUUUUCAGACUUUCUCCAGCACAAAUGGAGCUCGCCGGUUUGAUGGUUGUGGUGUUUUUGGCUGUUGCGCUGGUAGGUGAUGCGUUCGCGGACUCAACAGGUGUGAGGGAAGAGGCUGCAGAAAAGGCGAUUUGGGACGACACGCACGGUGAUGCUAGUGAAAGCCCGCCAGAGACCACCCAUACCCGGCACUCCAGGAGCACGACGCCGCAAGGGGAUCACGGCAGUAGGGUUCUACCUAAAGCAGACCGGGCCACCAGACACCCAAGCAGCCUGACCACCUCGCAGUCCAGGAGCAGAGUGAACCGCAGACAGGGCAGAAAGUCCAGCACUGCAAGCAGCAGCAGCCCAAGACGACUUGUUGGGCCUAAUGUGUGCGGGGGUCAGCAGUGCUGCUCCGGCUGGGCUGUGGCACCAGGAACCAAUCGUUGCAUCAAACCCGACUGCCAGCCACCCUGCCAGAACCGCGGUUCAUGCAGCCGGCCGCAUACCUGCGUGUGCCGCUCGGGUUUCCAGGGUCCCCGCUGUGAGGAGGUGGCUCCUGAGCAGGUGUACAUCCACGACAGAGGGGCCUUGAGGCGUAUCCAGCCGGGCAGCAACCCUUUCCAGAAAGACCAACCACGUAGACGGCCUGCCGAAAGGCAAGCCAUUGAUAACGGCAAGGUUCAGACACCGCAACCUGCGACCACCAAGCAGCCCGUUCACACUGUGACCCAAGUGAGACAGGGACCCCCUGACUCCUCCCCUCAGCUGACCGGGACCUCCCGUACUGUGAAGCGUUAUCCGUCAUCCUCUGGGCCGAUCGCCUCCAAUGCUCUGCCCAACGGCAACACCCACGGAAAUGAGCACAGGAACUCACAUGGACACAGACACGACAACGUGCAGUAUUUCAACGCUCACAGGCCAAGCAGUCACAACCAGCUGAAUGGACAAUUCAACAAUGCAUUAUCACCAGCAGGGGCCAACCUCACGUCCAGCCUGGACCGCAUAAAGAUCGUCUUUACACCCACCAUGUGUCGAAGAGUGUGCAGUGGCGGGCGAUGCUUCAACAGCUGUGAGAAAGGUGACGUGACAACUGUCUAUAGUGAGAACUUGCAGCAGCAGCAGCAGCAGCAGCAACAGCAACAACUAAAAGCACCGGGCUUCAGACUCUUCUUUUGUCAGAUCCCCUGUCAUAAUGGAGGCCGUUGCAUUGGCAGGGACCAAUGCUGGUGUCCAACAAACUCAACCGGGAAGUUUUGCCACUUGCCAGCUCAGCCUCAUGCCAAACCCACCACCCACAAGGAGUCCAGGAACUCUGCACCAAAAUCUCCCUCACACACCACGUACACUCUCCCGCUGUCCAAUCAACAAUUGUCGCUCCACCCUUCUUUGGUAAAAGUCCACAUUCAGCACCCUCCAGAGGCCGAAGUCCACAUCCACCAAGUGGCUCGUGUCCAACCAGGUCAGAGGUUGCCCACCACAGAGGGAGUUCACUCUGUCCAGCAGCGCUCUCAGCCUGGCAAUGGCCACGAGCCAGUUGUCGAGCACAGCAGCCGACACAACAACCACGCCAGAUCACACAACCGUCAGGAUGGACAAGUGGGAAGAUGCUUCCAGGAGACGGUUGAUGGACAGUGUGGCAAGCCUUUGCCAGGCCUAACCAAACAGGAUGAUUGCUGUGGAAGUGUGGGAGCUUCCUGGGGUCUCAACAAGUGCCACACGUGUCCAAUUAAACCAGUACAUGCGGUGAUUGCAAAUGGCCAAGUAGAAUGUCCUGUAGGAUACAAAAGAAUGAAUGUCUCACACUGUCAAGACAUCAAUGAGUGCCUCCUGCCCGGAAUUUGCAAGAAUGCAGAGUGUCUCAACACCAAAGGCAGCUACAGGUGCACAUGUAAACCAGGCUACAUGUUAGACCCUGCCAGAAGCCACUGUGUCUCGGACAAGGCCGUUUCAGACCAGAAGGCAUUUUGCUACCGAUGGGUGACAACAGGCACAUGCUCGCUGCCCCUUUCUCAGCACAUCACCAAGCAGAUCUGCUGUUGCAGCGGCGUGGGCAAAGCCUGGGGAGAUGGAUGUGACCGAUGCCCUUUGCCCGGAUCUGAUCACUUUAAAGAGAUCUGUCCAGCUGGUCAUGGAUACACCUACUCCCGCUCUGAUGUGCAUAUUUCUGUACGACAAUUGGAGGAAGACGAUCCUCAGAGUACUGGGCUGUCCUGGGAAGAGCAGAACCCCACAUAUCCUCAGAUACCGUCUUCCCAGCCUUCAGUUCAUAGGCCUGUCCGGCCUCAAUAUCCCAUUCACCCACAGACACCUCAAAUACCACAAUGGGCGGAGUACCCAGAAUCACCCCAAUCACCCAGGCACCCUGUCACACCACAGCAGCCCAUCCAUCCUUUCUAUCCAGCAAGAGAAUCACCUCGGCAGCCUGAAGAUGUGGAAAAUCCGAGACCGCCGGCUGUUGUGACGGACUCGUCAUUGAAAUAUCAAGAAGUUGCUCCAGACUCUCCAGCCAAGCCUGAUCCAAAAGAAACAAUUCCCACAGACUCAGGUAUUGACGUGUGCGUCACCACCCCUUCCAUAUGUGGCCAUGGGAAAUGUGUUCCUGUGCAGACUGGUUACACCUGCCAAUGUGAGCUGGGAUUCAAACUCAGUGCUCUUCAGACAACCUGCAUUGAUGUGAAUGAGUGCGAGGGUGAUCCAUGUGAAGGAAAGGGCAGUUGUUCAAACAACCAAGGCUCUUAUAGUUGUCAGUGCUACAGUGGCUACAGCCAGGUGAUCACCCAAAACAGGAAGUUCUGUCAAGACAUAAAUGAGUGCAGCAUGCCCAACAAGUGCCAGAAUGGCCAAUGUGUCAACACAGAAGGCUCUUUUACCUGUGAAUGUAACACUGGCUUUGCCAAGUCCUGGAGAGGUCAAUGUGAAGAUCUCGAUGAGUGUCAAGAUCCCAGUUCCUGCCCCAGUGGUGCCUGUGUCAAUACUGUGGGCUCCUUCCAGUGCCAGGUCUGCAAUCCUGGUUAUAGGCCAAUCAGUGAAAGAUGUGUGGAUCUAAACGAGUGCCUGAACCAAAACAUAUGCGGCCGUGGAAGGUGUGUCAACAUGGAGGGCUCUUACAGGUGCAACUGUUUCCAGGGAUACAAACUCACACUGGACAACGUAUGCCAAGAUGAGAAUGAGUGUUUGCUGCCGGGGGUCUGUGCCCACGGUCGCUGUGUCAAUCUUGAAGGUACCCACAGAUGCAUUUGUGGUCAUGGUUACCAAGUCACCUCAGAUAGCAAAGCCUGUGAAGAUAUCAAUGAAUGUGCAACUAGUAAAAAUUGUCCUGAAGGAAUCUGCAUCAACACUCCUGGUUCCUACACCUGCAAGAGAUGCAAUCCAGGGUUUCAACCAUCAGUUGAUGGGUUAAGAUGUGAAGAUGAGGACGAGUGUGCUCAGGGCGACUGGUGUCUCGGUGGCGUGUGCGCCAACACGGCGGGGUCGUACACCUGCACCAGGUGUAAGGGUGGCUACAGAGUGUCUCAGGAUCGACGCAGGUGUGAAGAUAUCGACGAGUGCCAGUCCCUGUCUACCUGUGCGAAUGGGAUCUGUCUAAAUUCAGAGGGCUCUUACACCUGUGAGAACUGCCCCACAGGGUACAGAGUGUCAUAUGACGGGGAGCUCUGUGAAGACAUUGACGAAUGCACGCUGCCCAAUGCAUGCCCCCGGGGAACAUGCACAAACACAGAGGGUUCCUUCACAUGUGUCAGCUGUCAGCCCGGUUUCAAAGUCUCCGAAGAUGGACAGCAGUGUGAUGAUGUGGAUGAAUGCUUGGCAACUAAUGUGUGCCCGGGCCAGCUGUGCUCAAACACCCUGGGAUCUUAUACCUGCAGGAGCUGUGAAACCGGCAUGCAGCUGUUUGAAGAUGGUUAUGGUUGUGAGGAUAUAAACGAGUGCCAGGCCGCAGGUGUGUGUUCCACAGGAAUUUGCACCAACGCAGAAGGAUCCUUCUCCUGCGUGGCCUGUGACCCCGGCUUUACUGUGGCACCCAAUGGUCUCUCGUGUGAAGAUAUGAAUGAAUGUGAUGACACUGGCCUGUGUGUGGGAGGUCAGUGUACCAACACCAUUGGAUCCUACAGUUGCUCUUGCCCUUCUGGCCUGGAAAUGAUCGAUGGGACCUCCUGCAGAGGUAUAUGCUUACCAGAGUUCCACCUUAAAAUAGAAUAUGCAUAUUUCCCUCCUCUUGCUGUCCUAGUAAGUGUACAUGUAUGCUUAUGUGCAACAGAUAUCGACGAGUGUUUGACCAUCGUGGGAGUAUGCGGAGAAGGACGGUGUCUGAAUAGUGAAGGAUCCUACAUGUGUAUCUGCCCUGACGGAUAUGACACCCUUGAUGGGCGGAUCGGCUGCCAAGAUGUGGACGAGUGCAGCAAAAACAACGUGUGCGUCCGGGGCCGAUGCGUCAACACUGACGGCUCUUUCAUAUGCUUGUGUGAGGCUGGCUUCAAAUUUAGUGAGGACACGGCUGAUUGUGAAGACCUGAAUGAGUGCAAAGAGUUUGGAAGCUCGGUGUGUGGUACCUGGCGCUGUGAAAACACUAUUGGCUCGUACUUCUGCUUCAUGGGCUGCCAGCCUGGCCUUGAGGGAGAAGACGCCACAGACUGCGAUGUAGACGAGUGCCUCAACAAAACCAUCUGCUGGAGCCACAGCUUUUGCGAGAACACAGACGGCUCCUACCGCUGCCAGUGUGAUCAAGGUUACACAAACCCAACCGAAGACCCGAGCAAAUGUGUCGACGUGAAUGAGUGUGAGAUGAGCCUGGCGCUGUGCGGGGAGGCCUUGUGUGAGAACUUCGAUGGCAGCUUCCUGUGCAUCUGCCCCAACGACAAUGAGGAAUUUGAUCCCACCACCAGCCGCUGCCGCUCCCUGGCUGGUACCGGCUCAAAAGACCCUGCUCCUGUGGCCCCCACAACCGAGGAAAGGAAAGAGUGUUACUACAACUUAAACGAUGCCAACUUCUGCGACAACGUCUUGUCUCGGAACACCACAAAGCAGGAGUGCUGUUGCACUGUGGGUGCCGGCUGGGGCGACAACUGUGAGAUCUACGCUUGUCCCACUCCAGGAGAAGAUGACCAUCACCAGUUGUGCCCUCAUGGCAGCGGUUCAAUACCCCUGCCUACUUCCUCCACUCAAAGUCUGGCAGAACAACGACUCUACAUUGAUGCAAAUGAGUGUGAAAUGUUUGGGUCAGACAUUUGUAAGAAUGGACAGUGUGUAAACCUCUUCUCCACUUAUACCUGCUACUGUCGCUCUGGAUUCUACUAUGACAACGUUAGGCUUGAGUGUAUUGAUUAUGACGAAUGUGAAUUUGGAAAUUCUUGCAUGGAUGGAGUUUGUGUGAACACAGCGGGCUCUUUUAACUGUUUCUGCAGUCCACCAUUAGUUCUGGACAGCACCCAACGGCGCUGCAUAAGCGUAAACACUACAGAAGAAACUGUGGAGUCUAACCCUGAUGUGCACAUGGACAUCUGCUGGCAGCGUCUGGAGGGAGACAACAUGUGUUCAGAACCCCUCCGGGGCCGCAGAACUACCUACACUGAAUGCUGCUGCUUGUAUGGAAUCGCCUGGAGUGGACAAUGUGCCUUCUGUCCUAGAAGAGACUCAGAGGAUUAUGCAGUCAUGUGCAACCUGCCUCUGAGAGGAAGUUCAGACAGUUUGCGAGAGCGACCGGGUUAUGAGUACGGCGUUGACAGUCCGGAGGAUCCCGCCGAGCCUUUUGUUCCUCCAUACUGGGACAACUAUGGUGGACCAGCUGGACCGUACGACAUUUCAGAGAGCAUCCCUCUGUUUAACGACAACGACUACAGUGUUCGACAGCCACCUGUCCGGGUCCCCAUCCAUCGACCCCGCGAGCACCGGCCACGGCCAGUGGAUCCCUACUCUGAACGCUACGAAGGCUUUGAGGGUCUCCAAGCAGAAGAAUGCGGCAUUCUGAACGGCUGCGAGAAUGGACGCUGCGUUCGCGUGAGAGAAGGCUACACCUGCGACUGCUUCGACGGAUACGAGUUGGACCUUAACAAGAUGGCCUGCAUAGACAUAAACGAGUGUGAGGACAUCAGCGACAAGGUGCCUUUGUGUCAGAACGGCCAGUGCACUAACACGGAGGGAUCCUACAGGUGCAACUGUUUGUCUGGCUUUGUGGCCUCCGACAAGCCACACAAAUGCAUUCCAGCAACUCCAGAGGUGGAGCACAGAGAAACAGGAAAAUGACAUGGCGACUGAUUAGCACUGAUAUUUUCAUAUCACCUGCUUCUUCAAAGUUGAAUUUUUACUCUUGUGGCCUUCUUCUUCCUAACGGUAACGCUGAAACGUCCAGAACAGAAGACACUAAUCAUCCCUCAUACAGAAAAAGAGGAGUCUGCAGUGAAUAGAUGACAUUAGGUUUCUAGCUGUUAAAGGGAUUUUGUGGACUGGCCUUUUUCAUUUAGUAAACCUCCUGAUAAUUUUAUAUAUUUUCAAUUUAUUUUCCCUGUGUUGUGUUAUUUAUUUAAAGGCCUACUGAAAUGAUUUUUUUUUAGUCAAACGGGAAUAGCAGAUCCAUUCUAUGUGUCAUACUUGAUCAUUUCGCGAUAUUGCCAUAUUUUUGCUGAAAGGAUUUAGUAGAGAAAAUCGACGAUAAAGUUCGCAACUUUUGCUCGCUGAUAAAAAAAAAGCCUUGCCUGUACCGGAAGUAGCGUGACGUCACAGGAGCUAGGAUUCCUCACAAUUCCCCAUUGUUUACAAUGGAGCGAGAGAGAUUCGGACCGAGAAAGUGAUGAUUACCCCAUUAAUUUGAGCGAGGAUGAAAGAUUCGUAGAUGAGGAACGUUACAGUGAAGGACUUGAGAGGCAGUGAUGGACGUAUCUUUUUUCGCUCUGACCGUAACUUAGGUACAAGCUGGCUCAUUGGAUUCCACACUCUCCUUUUUCUAUUUUGGAUCACGGAUUUGUAUUUUAAACCACCUCGGAUACUAUAUCCUCUUGAAAAUGAGAGUCGAGAACGCGAAAUGGACAUUCAGUGCCUUUUAUCUCCACGACAAUACAUCGGCGAAAUGCUUUAGCUACGAGCUAACGUGAUAGCAUCGUGCUUUAACUGCAUAUAGAAACAAAAAAAAUAAACCCCUGACUGGAAGGAUAGAUAGAAAAUCAACAAUACUAUUAAACCGUGGACAUGUAAAUACACGGUUAAUGCUUUCCAGGCUGGCGAAGGUUAACAAUGCUGUGCUAACGACGCCAUUGAAGCUAACUUAGCAACCGGACCGCACAGAGCUAUGCUAAAAACAUUAGCUCUCCACCUACGCCAGCCAGCCCUCAUCUGCUCAUCACCCGUGCUCACCUGCGUUCCAGCGAUCGGCAGAAGGACGAAGGACUUCACCCGAUGCGUUUGGCGGCCCAGAGACGUAGGAAGUCAAGGUGAGGUCGGCGGCUAGCGCGGCUAGCGCGGCUAGCGCGGCUAGCGCGGCUAGCGCUCCAACAAAGUCCUCCUGGUUGUGUUGCUGUAGUCCGCUGCUAAUACACCGAUCCCACCUACAACUGUCUUCUUUGCAGCCUUCAUUGUUCAUUAAACAAAUUGCAAAAGAUGUCCAGAAUACUGUGGAAUUAUGAAAUGAAAACAGAGCUUUUUGUAUAGGAUUCUACGGGGUACCAUAACUUCCGUUACUCUGACUUCGUCACGCGCAUACGACAUCAUACCGCGACGUUUCAGCCGGAUAUUUCCCGGGAAAUUUUAAAUGUCACUUUAUAAGUUAACCCGGCCGUAUUGGCAUGUGUUGCAAUGUUAAGAUUUCAUCAUUGAUAUAUAAACUAUCAGACUGCGUGGUCGGUAGUAGUGGGUUUCAGUAGGCCUUUAAGGCCUUUUCGGCGCCAUGAUUGCGUCCUCUCUUUAUUUGUUAAUUUCAUGUACAGGAAUGUCUUUGGAAUUCUUACACUUACAGAAGCCCCCAUUCAUAUAGCCCCAUUUAAAAAAUGUAACAUCAUCUGUCACGUUUCAAGUGUCAGGUAAACCAUGACGAAUGGGCCCAUAUGAAUACGCUUCCUACUAUAAAUGCACAAAGACAGCACCAAUUCUUUUUGCCCCCUCCUAAAAGUCAUUAAAAACGAGUUGCAACAUGAAUGUGCGUACCAAGAGCUAAGAAGACAAAACAACCAAACUUUUCAAAAUGAAAGCUUCAGCCGCUACCUUUAAGAUGUAUAUUAGAAUCUGAUUAUAAUGUUUUUUAUGCAAAGGUGCAAUACUUGCAGCUUUUUAUGAAUAAAAUCAAUCUAACAGUAUUAACUUAUUUUAUUUUGUUGACAAAGUAGCAAAGUGUGUUGCUAAAUUUUAAUGUCUAAAAUAACACCUGAUGCAACAAAUAUCACUGCUUUUAUGUACACUACUCAAUCAAAUCAUUCACCAACAUGUGUGCAUCUCUUAAUGCAAGACAAAGGCUCCGCUGGUGAGGUUAAAUUUAUUUUGUACAGCUCUAGUACAACGGAUAUUUUUUGUUAAAUACCCGUUGUAAUACAUCAUACAUAGCACAACCAAUAUUUUUGCUUGACAUCAAAUAUAAAAAAUAUGAAAAAAAAAAUGACAUCAUAGCUUUGUAGAUUUUUAUGCGACUGUAAACAUUUUUUUUUUUUAAAGCAAAUGUUUUUAUGUGUGAGGAGAGCGACUGACACUGUACCAGAGGAACUUCGUGUAUAACCUGCCCUGUGGAGCAGAAUAUGAAAUAUAUAAAUAUAUAUAUAUUUUUGGAAGUGGCACCACUGCUCUAAUCUAAUGGCAGACAUGUAUUAUUUCAUUGCAAAGACAAUACGAUUGAAAUGUAAGCACCACUUUAUGUAUGUUACAACUCUAUGAUUAAAUAUUAUUCAUUGUCAACAUUUGUUCUUCUUAAGUCAAAAAUGCAUCAUAAUAGAGAGCCUUAAUUUCUUUAUUUGAAUGUUUUUUUUUCUUAGUUUGGAAUAAAUAAUUUGUUUAAUGGGCAACUGGCAAAAUACACAGUCAUGACAGCAGCACACUGCUAUAAAUGUCUAAUUUAACUUGCAUUAAUAAACUAUAAAUCCUACAACUGUGCAAAUGUUUCCAUGUGAUGUGCACUGUACUUUAACUGUGCUGCUCCAAUUAUCAGCUGAACCAGACAGGAAGUCCAAUAUUUGGGUCAAAGUUGGAACAGGUGAGGCCCUAUAAAAUCCAAUCCCAAACGACUUAAUGCUAAUGUUUUGUUGCAAUGAUGUGGUCAUUGGAAAGAUCAUGCUCAUUCAUUUUGUUUACCUCUUGACUGUAAUCACUGU
Molecule: messenger RNA, 9708 nt
Organism: Entelurus aequoreus (snake pipefish)
Lineage: Eukaryota; Metazoa; Chordata; Actinopteri; Syngnathiformes; Syngnathidae
Product: latent-transforming growth factor beta-binding protein 1-like
Exons: 40
Coding region: 470-6667 (2065 amino acids)
Biological process (GO): supramolecular fiber organization
Molecular function (GO): calcium ion binding; microfibril binding
Source: RefSeq, a predicted model, not a curated record